GAGCUGAGGUCAGGGUAUCUCCCUCCCCCCACCUCUGUGCCCCAUUUCUGCAGGGAAGAGCCUGCUCAGAAGGACUCGAAGCUGCUAUGAAUGAGAUGUGUGCUGGUGGAACAAAGAGUAAUUGUUGUGCAGCGUGAGGGUCUUGAUUUCCAACAAGGAGUGGUCUGAAGAGGAGCAGACUGACCAGAAUAUACUAUAAAAGCAUUGAUCGCUGGAAUUCUGAAGACUGGAGACGGAGCAGAGAACACGCAGACUUCAUCAUGAACUUUCAGGGCAUAUUUUAUCAUCUCUGCUUCUUUCACACUGCUCUGAGCCUGCAGCAUGUGAGGUGGUGCACGAUCUCUGAGCAAGAACAGGCCAAGUGUAAUGACAUGAGGGCAGCCUUCAUUGAUGCCAACAUUCUUCCCAAUUUAUUGUGUGUCAGUGGCAGCUCGGCCAUUAACUGCACCCAUAUGAUCAAGAACAAUUUGGCAGAUGCGGUGACAUUGGAUGGUGGCACCAUUUAUCAAGCUGGAAAGGAACAUAAUCUGAAACCUGUGGUUGGAGAAGUAUAUGAUCAAGAAAUUGGCACAUCAUACUAUGCAGUGGCUGUUGUCAGAAAAAAUUCCUUCAUUAGUAUCAACAGUCUGAAGGGCGUAAAGUCAUGCCACACAGGCAUCAACAGAACAGUUGGCUGGAAUGUUCCUGUUGGCUACCUCAUUGAUAGUGGUCGCAUGCCAGUGAUGGGAUGCAAUGUUCCAAAAGCUGUUAGUGAAUAUUUCAGUGCAAGCUGUGUUCCUGGAGCCAAUAAUGUAAAUUACCCAAAAUCCCUCUGUCAGCUCUGUAAAGGGGAUGCAGCUGGGCAGGACAAAUGUGAAAGAAAUUCAAAAGAGCAGUAUUAUGACUACAGCGGGGCUUUCAGGUGUUUGGCUGAAGGAGCUGGAGAUGUCGCCUUUGUGAAGCACAGCACAGUGUCUGAAAACACAGAUGGCCAGACUCCUUCCUCAUGGGCCCAAGAGCUUCACUCCAGGGACUUCCAGCUUCUCUGCCGCGAUGGCAGCACAGCUGAGGUUACAGAAUGGAGGAAAUGCCACCUGGCCCGAGUCCCAGCUCACGCUGUUGUCGUCAGACCUGACACUGAUGGGUCACUCAUCUUCCAGAUGCUUAAGCAGGGGCAGGUGGAUUACGUUUUUUGGUGUCUGUUAUUUCAGAUGUUUGACUCUGGGGCUUACAAUGCAAAGAAUCUUCUCUUCAAAGACACCACCACAGAACUGGUUCCAAUCACAAAUCAGAACUACCAGGCUUGGCUGGGUGAUGAAUAUAUGCAUGCCAUGCAAGGCUUGAGCUGCAAUCCCACCAGGUUACCAGAAAGCCUGCGAUGGUGCGUUGUGCUCACUGAGGAGAUCUGGAAAUGUAGUGAAAUGGCUAUUGCCUUUAAAAAAAAGAACUUGAAACCAGAGAUCCAGUGUGUUUCAGCCAAGACAACAGAACAGUGUAUGGAAAUGAUCCAGAAAAAAGAAAGUGAUGCUGUAAGUGUGGAUGGAGUUGAUAUUUAUAUAGCUGGAAAGAUGUAUGGCCUAGUGCCAGCUGCUGGGGAAAGUUACUCUGCUGACGACAACAGCAACAUGUACUAUGCUGUGGCAUUAGUGAAACGAAACAAUUCCAAUGCUUUCACCAUCAAUGAUCUGAAAGGGAAAAAGUCCUGCCACACAGGAUAUGGGAGAAUGGCUGGAUGGAACAUCCCUAUUGGUGUUCUAAUUAAAAGGGGCUUUAUUAGGCCCAUGGACUGCAAUAUUCCUCAAGCUGUGAGUGACUUUUUCUCUGCUAGCUGUGUGCCUGCAGCCAAGAUGGACAGUUACCCAUCAAAACUCUGUGAGCUUUGCAUUGGAGAUAAUAGUGGAAACAAUAAAUGUGAUGCAAGUACCCAGGAACGUUAUUAUAGCUACAGUGGAGCCUUCAGGUGUCUGAUGGAGGAUUCUGGUGAUGUGGCCUUUGUCAAGCACUCAACAGUUUUUGAGAACACUGAUGGUAACAAUGCUGAUUCCUGGGCUCUUCACCUUCAGUCCAGUGACUUCCAGUUACUGUGUCCAAAUGGAGCCCGUGCUGAAAUCACUCAGUUUGCUCAUUGUCAUUUGGCUCAGGUGCCUGCCCAGGUUGUCAUGGUCCACCCAGACACCAACAUUUUUGCUGUAUAUGGACUACUGGACAAAGCUCAGGAUUUCUUUGGAAAUGACAGCAAUGGAAAUGGAUUCAAAAUGUUUGAUUCUUCAGAUUUCCUAGGAACAGAUUUGAUCUUUAAAGAUUCCACCAUUAAGAUUGUACCAGUAGGAGAGAAAACAACAUAUGCAGAAUGGCUGGGGAGUGAAUACAUAGAUUCUCUUGAAGGGAUGCAAUCACCACAGUGCUCUGGGGCAGCUGCAAUAUCCAUGAACAUCGUUGGGCUGCUGGCAGCUAGUGUCCUUCUGAUUAGACUCUACUUGUGA
Molecule: messenger RNA, 2462 nt
Organism: Gopherus evgoodei (Goodes thornscrub tortoise)
Lineage: Eukaryota; Metazoa; Chordata; Testudines; Testudinidae
Gene: MELTF
Product: melanotransferrin
Exons: 17
Coding region: 261-2462 (733 amino acids)
Biological process (GO): iron ion transport
Cellular component (GO): recycling endosome; extracellular region; plasma membrane
Source: RefSeq, a predicted model, not a curated record